AUGCCCGGGUCGGGCUGGAAACAACGCGUACCACUCACGAAGCUGCUGAGGCGGAGGGAUGUCCCGCGAGCGCUGCUGCUGCUGCCGCUGCGAGCGCUGGCCACCACCACCGCCGCUACGCUGCUGGGUACCACCUCGACCAGCUCCACCUCCUCCACCACCACCGCCUCCUCCGCUGCCGCCUCCACCGCCUCCACCUCCGCCGCCUCCACCACCGCCGCUGCCUCCACCACCACCGCUGGCACCACCACCACCGUCUCCGCCACUGCUGCCACCACCACCACCACUCCCGCCACCAGUCCCGCCGCCACCCCCUCUCCCUCCGCCGCCACCGCCGCCACCGCCACCGCUCCCUCCAGCUCCACCCGCGCCCUUGCCCCCCUUGCCCUUGCUGGAGCGACGUCUCCCACUAGGGGCAGACGCCGCGCCGACCGACUCAAGACCAAGCAGGUCGGCAGCAGCAGCAGAGGCAACAAAGGGCAGCAAGGGGGAAGGAGAGCACCCCUCAAAGAUGGGGGUGCGAGGGUCACCACGAGAAGCACCUACAGCGACUAUGCUCUUCUCCGCUGCGAGGAGGGCCUUCUCGAGGAGGUCGACGGCAGGGCAGGUCGUGCAGCUAUGCAGAAAGGCGGCUCAGCGACCGGGCGGCUCGGGUGCACAGCGGCUCGGCUCCCGGGCGGCUCGGCGGCUGGGCGGCUUGGGCGCAGGGCGGCUCGGCUCCCGGGCGGCUCGGCGGUAGGGCGGCUCGGGUGCAGGGCGGCUCGGCUCCCGGGCGGCUCGGCAGCAGGGCGGCUCGGGUCCCGGGCGGCUCGGCUCCCGGGCGAUUCGGCUGCUGGGGCGGCUCGGCCGGGAGAUGCAGGGGCGGGGCCGUCAGGUGCAGCGGCAGGUCGACCGGUGCAGUGGCGGGCCGGCAGGUGCAGCGGCGGGCCGGCAGGUGUAGCAGCGGACCGGCAGGUGAAGGCGGCGGGCCGUAGGUGCAGCGGCGGGGCCGUCAGAGGCGGCGGGCCGCUGGGUGCAGCGGCGAGCCGGCAGGUGCAACGGUGGGCCGGCAGGAGCAGCGGCGGGCCGGUAGGUGAGGCGGCGGGCCGGAGGGUGCAGCGGCGGGGCCGUCAGAGGCGGCGGGCCACUGGGUGCAGCGGCGGGGCCGUCAGAGGCGGCGGGCCACUGGGUGCAGCGGCGGGCCGGCAGGUGCAGCGGCGGGCCGGCAGGAGCAGCGGCGGGCCGGCAGGAGCAGCGGCGGGGCCGUCAGGUGAGGCGGCGGGCCGGCAGGAGCAGCGGCGGGGCCGUCAGAGGCGGCGGCGGGGCCGCUGCAGUGGAGGCAGCGGGGCCGCGUCAAGCAGGCGGCGGGGCCGCGAGGGAAAAGGCGACCCGAGGGGUCGCUAA
Messenger RNA from Closterium sp. NIES-65, 1383 nucleotides. The record is from the annotation of a GenBank genome assembly. NCBI's taxonomy places the organism in Eukaryota, Viridiplantae, Streptophyta, Zygnematophyceae, Desmidiales, Closteriaceae.